UAACACAGUCGAUCUGUCAUUCUGUUCAAGUUAGUGAUUUAGAGUGCCGUGGGAGUGGGACCAGCUCCACCAGCAUGUAGCUGUACAAGUGGAACCAUGAGCUUGUUCAAGUACUCCAAGUUGGAUUGUAUCCUCACUUAUUUGGGCCUGGCAUUUCUAUUGUUGGACAUUGGUCUGGAUAUAUGGACUGUGGUGUCUUUCUAUCAGGAAGAGGAAUACUUGUAUCUCGGCAUCCUGAUAUUGUUCCUCCUGGGCUCGUCAGUGCUUAUUCAAGCAUACAGCUGGCUGUGGUAUACUUAUGAUAACUUUGAACGGGUGACAAGGGUUGAGAGCUGUCUCACUCCUAAACAGCUCAAGGCCCUGCACUUUUUACAACUGGGAACCUACUUCAGGCAUGCCGGCGUUGUGGAGAUCACGUCCUGCAGCUGCAUUACAAAGACCCAAAACCCAGUAGACGCUGCGGUGUUCGUGACUCACGACCUCAGCAUGCUACGGCUCUUCGAGGCUUUUUCAGAGAGUGCGCCGCAACUGGUCCUCAUGCUCACCAUCAUGCUGCAGCAGGGACAGCUGGAUACUCUGACAGUGUUGAAGGCCGUCGGCUCGGCUUCAGCUAUCGCCUUCAGCGUGACCGCGUACCACCGCUCCCUGCGCUCCUUCCUGCCUGAGAAAAAAAAGCAACACCUCGUCUCCUCGCUCAUCUACUUCGCCUGGAACCUUCUCUUCAUCUUCUCCCGGCUGGCCGCCAUCGCCCUCUUCGCCUCCGUCCUGCCCUGCUUCAUCUUCACCCACUUCCUUUGCUCCUGGCUGCUCCUAUUCUUCUGCGCCUGGCGCUCCAAGACGGAGUUCAUGGACAGCCCAGGUGGGGAGUUGCUCUACCAGGCCACUGUGGGCCUCAUCUGGUAUUUUAACUGGUUCACUGUGGUGGAAGGAAGGACUAGAUACAAAUUGUUGUUCUAUCACAUCUUCAUCCUGCUUGAUGUGUCCCUAAUGUGUGGUUUGUGGUGCUGGAGGAUGCACACACAACCCCUUUCUUUUAAAAUCCCACUCUUGUAUGCCUGCAUCAUUGCUGUCAGUGUGGUUGCACUUUACAUUUUCGGCCUAAUACUCAAAAGAAUCUAUUACAAGUGCUACCAUCCAAACCUGAAAGGAGACGCUAGUAGUACUACACAGAAGGCCGACAUGUUCUUAGCCCGUAAUUUGGUGCCGGAGGACAGUGUUCCUCACAUUAGCGAUCAAAGUUACAUGGGUGAAGACGUAACGGACGGCGCCGUGGCCCAAGCGGACGCCAAACUUUACAAUAAGAGAAUGAGGAAGCUGGCGGAGAAUUUCUUCUCAUGAUGCAUUCACUUGACUUGCACGUGGAUGACCCACACGCACAAUGUAUGAUGUCUGUCACAAGGGAACAGUUCUCUAACCUCAACGUGGACCACUUGACGUUCUGUCUUGUUAUGGUUCCCAUUAUUUUAUUUGUAGUUACCAAUGUUGUUCAUUGGUUCUAUAUGUACAUUGGACAAGCUGUUACGGUGUGUUGAUAGUCAACAGUGUAGAGCUGCUAACUCAAGACCGUGCAUGAGUGAAAGUGAACCUAAAGUAUUUGAAUGCAUUGUUUGGUUGAGUUAGGUACAUCUGCACAAUCUAAUAUCUAAUAAAUCUGCCUGUACAAACAGAAUGUUUAGUUUUGAUUGGCAUGAGUAGAGACUUAUUACUCUACCAAUAUGAUUAAUGGAAUUGUAGCUUACAGUGCGAACUGUUAAUGCAGACUUUUUGAUACAGCUCUUGAAUUGGAUCUAAUUAGAUUGUGCGAGUAUAGCAAACUCAAAUGUCAGCAAUUGAAGGCUGCAACUGGUUUCCUUGAACACUUUGUGUGAAUUAGUGUACCAAGUAGCCUCAAUGUUCAUACCAACCCCUUAAAAGUACUGAACUCUCUGGUUAUUAAGUAUCAUUACAAUCACCGAUAAUGUAAAUGUUGACAUAUGAACAAUAUAUAUAAUAAACAACAUGUGCCUGCCUACAGAUGCACAAAUAUAGGUCCUAAAAUAUGACUAUGUAAAUACUUAUAGUAUAUGUUUAAUGCAAUUGUAUUAUUUAUUAAUGUAAUUAAAAUAAUGCAUUCAUUUUUGGAUCGUGAACAAAUGAAAGAAAACUUGCAGGUGGGUAAUAUACUCUGUCAAAGUAUGCAAAGACACCGGUCGGUCAGUGUAUUUCCAAUGUGCUGACUUUAUCAGAUAAACAGGAAAUCCUUACAGAGAUUGAGUGUUGAGGUCCCGAACGGCUACAGUGGUCGAAAAGACCCUCACGGGUCCUGACCAUGAGAUGAAAAAAAUUAAAUCUAAUUUUAGGUUGAAAAAGUGUCUGAGACUAUUGUACUUUCAACAUUGCAUCCCCAUUGUUUACUUUAAAACAGACCUGGCAUGCAGGGUACUCAUGGAACAAAAUAAUUUCAUGUGUCAGUAAUGGUAGGGCCAUUCUGUGUAUUGUGCACAAAGUGAACAUAAAAAUACACAAAUG
This is a messenger RNA of Phyllopteryx taeniolatus (common seadragon), 2508 nucleotides long. RefSeq names its product XK-related protein 8-like. The record is from RefSeq and is a predicted model, not a curated record. The transcript is spliced from 3 exons. Gene Ontology annotation, cellular component: plasma membrane. Gene Ontology annotation, biological process: apoptotic process involved in development; engulfment of apoptotic cell; phosphatidylserine exposure on apoptotic cell surface. The coding region runs from base 97 to 1338 and encodes 413 amino acids. NCBI's taxonomy places the organism in Eukaryota, Metazoa, Chordata, Actinopteri, Syngnathiformes, Syngnathidae.